Messenger RNA from Fusarium graminearum PH-1, 624 nucleotides. RefSeq lists its product as uncharacterized. The coding region runs from base 1 to 624 and encodes 207 amino acids. The transcript is spliced from 2 exons. Lineage: Eukaryota; Fungi; Ascomycota; Sordariomycetes; Hypocreales; Nectriaceae. The record is from RefSeq and is a predicted model, not a curated record. Gene Ontology annotation, cellular component: membrane.
AUGCCCUGGAAACGCUGGAUCAUCGUUCUUUACCUCUGCUGCGGUCUUGUUCUCGUCCGAUCCGUGUAUCGUGUCAUCGAAUAUGCCACCGGCCCUCUUGGCGUUGUCCAAGGUACCGAAAUAUACUUUUACGUCUUUGACUCUGGAUCCAUAUUUAUGAUAACCUGUCUUUUCAACAUUUUCCAUCCUCGGCAACUAGCUACUGUAUCUAAAGACGAUCUGCCAGAUCCUGAGACCAUCAUCGUCACGCCGUCCAAACCUCUAUCUCGAUAUCCAUCACAGGCACCUCCUCGUUACAUGCAACCCCCGCCUUUUCUCCCUUCGCAUGCAAAUUUGAGAAAUCGCGGCCCUUACUUUCAUUACCCAAAGUCUCAGUACAGAAGUCAGUCAUUUAUACAGUAUCCUCCUCCGAUGCACUACUAUCAGCAGCGGAGACCUUAUACACUGGUCCACCAUCGACCAAGAACAAACAGGACCAAUAAUAGCUUUAAUCCAUCGACGAGCUCGUCUUCAAGUGUUGUCAGCAUAUAUAAUCCCCAGACUGGUCAGUAUGAACCAAUUAGACGAAUCGUCUCUUAUGCUGUCGGCAGUCGAUCUUUCGCCAGCUACCACUCUUUCAUUUGA